This is a messenger RNA of Cryptomeria japonica (Japanese cedar), 510 nucleotides long. RefSeq names its product secreted RxLR effector protein 78-like. Bases 1 to 510 code for a protein of 169 amino acids. The record is from RefSeq and is a predicted model, not a curated record. NCBI's taxonomy places the organism in Eukaryota, Viridiplantae, Streptophyta, Pinopsida, Cupressales, Cupressaceae. The transcript has a single exon.
AUGGACUGGGCAAAGGUAUCAGGUCAGAAUGCGGCCAUGUUCCUCCUAGACUUCGAGAAGGCAUAUGAUAGGGUGGAAUGGGAGUUUAUUCUGAUGAUGCUAGAAGCCUUUGGUUUUCUAGUGGAAUUCUACAAAUGGGUGAAGAUUCUCCUCAAAGAUGCAUCGGCUCAAGUAGAAAUUAAUGGUUCCCUCUCUCAGACUAUCAAACUCAAUAGGUCUAUUAGACAAGGUUGCCCUUUGGCCCCUGCUCUCUUUGUUAUUGUUGCGGGUGCCCUGUACUAUAUCUUAAGAGAUUUCACCAUUUCCCCUAAAGUGGAAGGUGUUAAACUUCCUAAUGGAUCAGAGUUGAUUAAUUCACAAUUGGCUGAUGACACUACACUCUUUAUUGAACUCACCAAACAAAAUAUGGAGGCAUUUGAGUGCAAAAUUAAGUUCUUAGGAGAGAUUUCAGGGGCUAAAAUAUCUCAGGCCGAAUCCACCAUGCCUGGUUGGAAGGAACAACCUCCAUAG